GGAGGUACUGGAGAGGGAGAGCAGGGCACAGACAACAGCAGCUCGGAGAUCUGGGGCUUCUCGCAAACCGUCCCGUGGGUGGAGAGUAGACAUAAGGGAGGAAGAGGUAGAGAGACGUGGAGUGAGGGAGAGUGAGAGAGAAAUAAGAGUGGAGGGGAGAGAGGGUGCAGGAGAGAGAAAGGGGGAAGCAAAGGAGGGGCAACUAGAGAGAGCAGGAGAGAGGGAAAGAGGUGGAGAGUGGGGCCGAGAGGGCAGCUCGAUACAGUGAGGCGGGGGAGAGGAGAACUGAGAGAGAGAGAGAGACAGAGUGUAAGAGUGGGGCAGGGUUGUAGGGAGAGAGGGAAGCAGGAGUGAGCGGAAGUGGGGCGGAAGGUGGAAACCGAGAGAGAUUCAGGGGAGGGGUGAGAUAGAAGAGAGGGAGAGGAAAGGCCAGAAACUGGAACUGUGACGGCAUUUGGAGAAGGGAGAGGUGUGGAGGAGAGAGGGGAGAGAGUGAGAAAAAGGGAUAGAGAGACAGACAGACACAGAGAGGUGGAGGAGAGUGUGAGAGAGGGGAGAGAGAGAGAGUGAGCGAGAGAGAGGGGGUGAGGGAAAGGGAGAGAGCAAGAGAGUCUGGCAGUUGUGCACGACUAUCCAACAUGUUUUCGGAAGGGAAGAAGGAAGGGGUGAGCACAAAGUUCGGGAAACUUCACAUCCCGUUCGGACUGUGGAUCAACUCCCCGAAGAAACAGCUGGUGAAAGCGGCCCGGAGGUGGCCCAGUGUGGGAUCGGUCAAGUCCACCUCGUCGGACACAGACAGCCGCCUUAGUGCCCCCCGCUCUCACCGUGUCUCCCAGCUCUUCGGCCGCUGGAGCAGUGAGAAGCGGCUGGUUUCCGGUGGGGAGGAGGAGCCGGCCGGGGGUGAAGACGGUCAGGAUGGUGAGGGGGGUGAACUGUCCACCCGCCCUGGGGCACCUGGCCUCCUCAAGGUGUACGGGGAGGGGCUGAUGGCCGGUGCCAACUAUAAGGGCGUGUUAGCUAGCCAGGGGUCCAGUGCACAGAGCCUGGUGCGCGAGGCCCUUCUCCGCUACGGCCUGCCGUCAGCCGACCCCAGCGACUACGUCCUGUGUGAGGCAGUGGGCCAGGGUCCCGGCGGGGACACCGCUGGUGGCUGGAGGGAAGCAUAUCGGCGGCCCGUAGGCUCCCACGAGCGGCCGCUGCUGAUCCAGGAGCUAUGGAAGCCCCAACGGGGCUACGACCGGAGGUUCGAGAUACGCCGCAGGGACGAGCUGGAGCGCGAGGAGGAGGAACGGCGCAGGAGGGAAGAGGACAGUGGAAACGAGGGAAGCAUGGGGCCCUUCCUUCGAGCCCGGCCCACACGCUGUGGUGCCACGUCAGGCCAGGCCCCGGCGCCAGGGGAUCGGGGCAGCCUCAGACGCAGCAUCAGCGAGGCCAACCUCAGCGAGAGGCGCCGGGUGCGUCGUAAAAACGUCAAGAGCAUGAUGGUGCUGCAGCGGGACGGGCAGACUGGGGGGCAAGAGGAGGAGGAGGUGGGGCCGGCAGAGGCACCAAAUGAGGCACCAGGCACUCUCAGCACGGAGGAAUAUGUCCAGAGUCUGGUUCGGCCUCCAAGACGUACCCCGUUCUUUAUCCUUCUUCAGGGCUACACCGAGAAGCAGGACUUCCUCAUCUACCCGAUGCCUGGCAAGACCCACACCUUCGGCCAGGCUCCCUCGUCCCCCCUCCUCCUCCCCUUUACCCUCCUCCUCCUCCUCUUCCCAGCUCCGCUACGGCCAGGCGACCUCCUGGGCCUUGGUCAGCACGUCCUGCUGAUGUACAGGGACCCAAGGCAGCCAGGAACACCCGCUCUCCCUGCCUGGCUGCCGGAGCCCAGCCGGAGCACGCCUGGCCUGCCGUCCCCCGCUUUUUCCUGCCACCUCUGCGGCCGCUCCCUCCGCGAUGACGCGGAGGCCCUCGCAGCUUACCUCGGUAGCCGGGAGCCCGUGCUGAGGUACCGGUCCGACGACCCGGAGGAGGAGAAGCUUCUGCUGGAGGAGAUUGUGACCCGGGCUGUGUUUCCAUCCGAGGAGAAGGAGGAGGCUGAGCCCCAGGAGGCCUCGUUUCCUGAGCUGGACGGGGCCUACAGUCUGGCCCCGGCCUACCUCUUCGCCCUCUGCAUCCAGCACACAACCGACACCCUCGGACCCCGCGGGAUGCCCGGCUUGCUCCUUCGGAUUGCAGGCCUCGUCAAGAAGGUCACCUGGGUGAGCAUCUGGGAGAGGGCAG
Hypanus sabinus (Atlantic stingray) is the source of this 2265-nucleotide messenger RNA. RefSeq names its product ras-interacting protein 1-like. The annotation marks the transcript as partial. Gene Ontology annotation, cellular component: cell-cell junction. Lineage: Eukaryota; Metazoa; Chordata; Chondrichthyes; Myliobatiformes; Dasyatidae. The transcript is spliced from 5 exons. Gene Ontology annotation, molecular function: GTPase binding. The record is from RefSeq and is a predicted model, not a curated record. Gene Ontology annotation, biological process: signal transduction; angiogenesis; negative regulation of Rho protein signal transduction.